Gadus macrocephalus (Pacific cod) is the source of this 2170-nucleotide messenger RNA. Its product is annotated as heterogeneous nuclear ribonucleoprotein L-like. The transcript has 14 exons. Lineage: Eukaryota; Metazoa; Chordata; Actinopteri; Gadiformes; Gadidae. Gene Ontology annotation, molecular function: mRNA binding. Gene Ontology annotation, cellular component: nucleus. The record is from RefSeq and is a predicted model, not a curated record. The coding region runs from base 83 to 1696 and encodes 537 amino acids. Gene Ontology annotation, biological process: mRNA processing; regulation of RNA splicing.
UCAUCGGAGGGUCGUUUUUCUUGACUUUUCCGUCCAUUUUCUUUCAGUCGUCACUCCAACCAACCUUUUUAACCGGGACAACAUGGCUACUGCAACCAGCCGUUAUUACAGCGAAGACGGCAGGGCAACGAAACGACAGAAAACCGACGGAAUGGCAACGGGCUAUGAGGACCCGCACAAGACCCUUCCGUCUGUGGUGGUGCAUAUCCGUGGACUGGUGGAUGGGGUCACUGAGGCGGAUUUGGUGGAGGCCCUCCAGGAGUUUGGAGCAAUUAGCUAUGUUGUUGUGAUGCCCAAGAAGCGUCAGGCCCUGGUGGAGUAUGAGGACAUGAACGGCUCCUCCACUGCCGUGACCUACGCCGCAGACAACCAGGUGUACAUUGCAGGCCACCCGGCCUUCAUCAACUACUCCACCAGCCAGAAAAUAUCAAGGCCCGGAGACUCAGACGACUCCCGCACCGUCAACAACGUCCUGCUCCUCACCAUCAUGAACCCCAUCUACCCCAUCACCUCGGAUGUCUUGUACACCAUCUGCAACAACUGUGGGCCUGUCCAGAGGAUUGUAAUCUUCAGGAAGAAUGGUGUACAAGCCAUGGUCGAAUUCGACUCGGUUCAGAGUGCACAGAGAGCAAAGGCCUCGCUCAACGGAGCGGACAUAUACUCCGGCUGUUGUACUCUCAAGAUCGAGUAUGCCAAGCCUACUCGUCUGAACGUGUUCAAGAAUGACCAGGACACCUGGGACUAUACCAACCCCAACCUGGGAGGACCCGAUGGUGACGCAGAUGGAAACGGAAGCAAUUCAGAGGAUGUGAAUGCCAACCCCAACAAACGGCAGAGGCAGCCUGCUCUGCUGGGCGACCACCCCCCAGAGUACUCUGGUGGUUACCACGGCGGCUACGACGACAGCUACGGCUCCCCGCCCUACGAGGGCCGACGCAUGGGUCCCCCGAUGAGGGGCCGUGGUGGGCGGAGCUUCGCCCCCGGCUACGGCCCCCCUCCUCCCCCUCCCGGGGAGUAUGGUGCCCACGCCGACUCUCCUGUCGUCAUGGUGUACGGCCUGGAGCCCGUCAAGAUGAACGCGGACAAAGUCUUCAACGUCUUCUGUCUCUAUGGCAACGUGGAGCGAGUGAAGUUCAUGAAGAGUAAGCCCGGGGCAGCCAUGGUGGAGAUGGGAGACUGCUACGCUGUCGACCGUGCCAUCACUCACCUCAACAACAACUUCUUGUUCGGCCAGAAACUCAAUGUCUGUGUGUCCAAGCAGCAGGCCAUCAUGCCGGGCCAGUGCUACGAGCUGGAGGACGGGAGCAGCAGCUUCAAAGACUUCCACGGCUCCAGGAACAACCGAUUCACGUCCCCGGAGCAGGCGGCCAAGAACCGCAUCCAGCACCCCAGCAACGUGCUGCACUUCUUCAACGCACAGCCCGAGUCGUCGACGGAGAUCUUCGGUCAGAUUUGUGAAGAAAUUGGUGUCAAGUGUCCAAUCAACAUCAAGCUGUUCACUGGAAAGAUGACUGAAUGCCCACCAGGUGGCGCCGCACCCAGUGAGCGCAGUGCGUCUGGACUUCUGGAAUGGGAGUCAAUCAACGACGCCAUGGAGGCUCUGGCCAUGAUGAACCACCACCAGAUGAAGAACACAACUGGCCCGUACCCAUACACCCUGAAGCUGUGCUUCUCCACCGUACAACACGCCAACUGAGUGUUUUCCUGGCUGCUGCAGAGAUCACCAAGUCCACCAUUCCCCACCAAUCCUUACCGGAGGCACCUCAAAUAUUAGCGGAUUAGACCAGCCUGAAUCAUUAUAUAUUUUUUGAUUUUUACCUUGACACUUAUUUGGCCAUUCUGUGAUUCAGCCUGUUGUGGGUCUCAUCCAGAUGUUUGAAAGGUGGUUUGUGUGUAUUUUCUCUGGUGGCAAUUCUCGCUUGUCUGUAGUCCUUGUGAUGCAAUGUUCUGUUGUCCUUUUUACUUGGAUAUUCUUAUACAACAGCUUUGAGAUGGUAUAUUUCAUAAAAGUUGUUUUUAUGCUCGGGUGGUUAGGAAAAACAUGGUUUUGUAUAAGAUUUUGUUUUAUUUUUAUUUUUAUUGCUGCCUCUUCUGCCCCUUCAAGAAUCUGUUAAUAUGCAGGGCAGUCCGUUUUUUGUUGUAAGAAAAAUAAAACAAGAACAUUAAUGAA